Acanthoscelides obtectus is the source of this 396-nucleotide messenger RNA. The record is from the annotation of a GenBank genome assembly. Lineage: Eukaryota; Metazoa; Arthropoda; Insecta; Coleoptera; Chrysomelidae.
AUGACUCAGUCCGCGACUCCACGAACCGCUAGACAAGAUACCCACGGAGAGACAGUUGACGAUCGCAUCCGCGACUUUUCCGUUUUUCUCGCGCGUCAUGAACAGUUGACUAUCACCGGUUUCAAAAUGACACCUCAGUGCACGGGCACAUUCUAUUAUACCAAGGAGCCUCUUCUCACGCAAAAUAACCACAACCAGUUCACUUUAACCAAGAGACGGUCCGAAUGUGCCUCAGAAAAAAGCAAGAAGAUCAGCAAGAUCAAGUGCGUGAUAGUUGGGGAUAGAGCCGUGGGGAAGACCUCCCUGGCAGUUUCGUACAGUAAUGACAGUUUCCCCAGCGAAUACGUACCGACAGCUUACGACAAUUAUAACGGUAAGUCAGCUGGUGGUCUGUGA